AUGCUUUUCACUACUCAUAAGCCCUCCGAAGCGAGUAAGUUUGGUGAUCUCGGUCUGCCCGAAACCUUCAGUCGCUUGCGCCUUCUCUGUUUGUGGAGUACUGACAGAAUCAAUUGGAAUGUUCAAUUAGGAUACGUAACUGAAGAAAAGGUUACAAUUCCUGCUGCUCAUUGA
Messenger RNA from Pleurotus ostreatus (oyster mushroom), 174 nucleotides. RefSeq lists its product as uncharacterized. NCBI's taxonomy places the organism in Eukaryota, Fungi, Basidiomycota, Agaricomycetes, Agaricales, Pleurotaceae. The record is from RefSeq and is a predicted model, not a curated record. Bases 1 to 174 code for a protein of 57 amino acids. The transcript is spliced from 3 exons.